This is a messenger RNA of Bipolaris zeicola 26-R-13, 337 nucleotides long. RefSeq lists its product as uncharacterized. The record is from RefSeq and is a predicted model, not a curated record. Lineage: Eukaryota; Fungi; Ascomycota; Dothideomycetes; Pleosporales; Pleosporaceae. The transcript is spliced from 2 exons. The annotation marks the transcript as partial.
AUGGUAAGCUUUGUAUGGAAGGCGGGGCUGUUCAAACCGCUGUGUAGCUGCGUGCGACCACUACAGCUAGACCUAUCAGCCGACGACUCCGACACUAUCCAGAUCGAAAGCAGCCAACCUACCCGACAAGCUAGGAAGGGCACCGCUACCAACAAAGAUCUACUUACCGCGUUAACCAAGAUCAUCCAGCAGCANAAUGAAACGAUCCAGAACCUUAAACGCGAGACUAGAGAGAUUAGAAAGAACCAGCAAGCGAUUAUCGACCAUAACGUGAAACUUAUUAACGAGAUCGCUGAGCUAAAGACACGCGUCGAUGACCUCGUGGCAGCAACCUCUG